Messenger RNA from Drosophila ananassae, 1894 nucleotides. RefSeq lists its product as uncharacterized. The transcript is spliced from 3 exons. The record is from RefSeq and is a predicted model, not a curated record. Gene Ontology annotation, molecular function: transmembrane transporter activity. Bases 340 to 1866 code for a protein of 508 amino acids. NCBI's taxonomy places the organism in Eukaryota, Metazoa, Arthropoda, Insecta, Diptera, Drosophilidae. Gene Ontology annotation, biological process: transmembrane transport. Gene Ontology annotation, cellular component: membrane.
UUUAUUUUGUGAAAGUAAACUAACACAGAAACCACAAAAUAGUGAGAGUGGCAAAUCCGAAUUGAGUUUUUCUACCUGGCCAGGUACAUGCAGACAUAUUCUAACUGUUGUGUGUUUUGAUAGGUAAAAUCGCAUUCGAACAGAUAACGAUAGCUGCUAUACAACGACGCGAUUUUCUAAGCGUUUUACUUAUCAAUCAAUACCCGAUAAGAUUAGGGUAGCAGCGAUAGAUAAGCCCGCAAAACGGAAACCUGUUCAACACGCUCACCUACAAGACCGCGAAGUGCAGGGUCGUCCAGUCUUGUUCGACAUUCCGACCGCAAAAGGUCCACAAACUCUAUGCCAGACACCGAUCGACCCUCACCAGGCGAUGGCUUCCAUACCAUUCCCAUCCAAAUUAACAACAACGAGUACAUUCCGGAUCGGCAGAGGGAGCUUAUUCUGCAGAACACCCGCGGAGGAUGCUGUAACCGGGAUGUGAGGAAUCAGCCCCAGGCAAAUGCAGUGGGAGCAGCUGCCCUGAUAUUUGUUUCCGGAGGACUUCACAUUGCCUGGAGCAUUGGUUUUGACAGUUUGUUUGCCGAACUGGAGGUCACUAACCAUGUUCGCAUCUGCUGGUUUACAGCCGCGAUUAUUGGCGCACUUUUGGGAGGAUUCUUCAGUCGGAAGUUUCCUUACAAGAUCCUAAUGGAAUUCUGCUCACUGCUGACAGUGAUCAGUGGGCUGGUGAUGUCUUGCACCAAACUCAACCUGAAUGCCUUGCUGACGGCCAGGUAUUUAAACGGCUUUGCCAACGGAUUAGCUCUAGCGCCCACUUUGGCCAUGGCCGGGGAACUGACGGUCUUCUACAAGAGGGGCACCACCACCUCGGCGGCGGAACAGUGGCCCACAACUAUUGGGAUGUUUGUCCAGAUUGUUUUCAGUGUAAGCUGGGACCAGGAGAGCGACUUUACCGAGGAGCAGUUCCAGGGUGUGCUGACUGUGAUUCUGGGAGUCAUAGCCUUCUUGUUUGCCUUCAAGACCUCCAUAGAGUCCCCCGUCGACUUAUUGGAGGCAGGACAGGAGCAAGCGGCUAUCGAUGCCCUGAGCCGUCUGCAAAGGCCACAGACAGUGACGGCGGAGACCUACGACCAGGUUAGCGAUCAUCGCUCCUACCUGAGCCACAAUUCGUCCUUGGGCUGGACCCACGCUUUUCCCGCCCUCCUGCGCUUGACCUUGCUGCGAUUCCUGUAUGGCGUCAGUUCCAGCACGAUGGUGGCCUUCACCGUGUACUACACAAGUAUGAGGGUUUACGGCGGAAGCUCCGGACCCUUUGUGCUCUUCGGACUCUUCCGACUGAUAGGGAGCUUCUCGUGCGCUUUUGCCCUGGACACGCUGGGCCGGAAGAUCCCCCUGCUCCUGGGACUGGUCAUUGCCGGAGGACUGUCCUUUGGCAUUGCCAGUCGAUUUGCAGGAACUGGCGUGCUGCCCUAUGGGAACAUGCGAAUGGCCCUGUGGCUCCUGCUAAUCUUCCAACUUUUCGCGGGAAUCGCCUUUGCCCCGCUCUCAUCUUACCUCUCGGAGGCAUUUCCGCGCAAGAUCAAGCGACAGUGCAUCGCCAUCAGCUAUGUGGUUGAGAUGCUGGCCCAGUUGCUCAUCUGCCAGGUGGAUCUCGGAUCGGAGGUGUCUGGAGGCAAUCCGAUUGCACUUUUCUUCUUCAGCUCUGGAUCCUUCCUGUUGUGCGGAUUCCUCACCAGCGUUUGGUUUAUGCCCGAGACGAAGGACACCACUCUCCUGCAGGCGCAAAUUAAGUUCCAGAAAUUUGUGAUCCCCCAGCCUGAAAGUAGGCCCCUCAAUAGUGCUCAGACCACGCCUAGAUAUAGCUAACAAAUAAAUCUGUAUUUUUAAACUUCAA